This is a messenger RNA of Suillus plorans, 507 nucleotides long. RefSeq lists its product as uncharacterized. The transcript has 4 exons. The annotation marks the transcript as partial. The record is from RefSeq and is a predicted model, not a curated record. Lineage: Eukaryota; Fungi; Basidiomycota; Agaricomycetes; Boletales; Suillaceae.
CUUGCCACAGCUGUGCAAGCCCACUUUCAGAUGCAAUAUCCUAUUCCACGAGGUCCUUUCGUCGAAGACUCAGAACCAACGUUCUGCGACGGUUACAACGAUGCUGUAAAUAACCGUACCGUAUUCCCCUUUAGUAACGGGAUCAUCAACAUGAACAGCGAACAUCCGUUGUGGACAGCGGAGGUCCUCAUCUCGACAUAUCAAGACCCUAAUAACUUUAGCUAUUUCAAUUCUAGCUCUGGUUAUCAGGUUGUAGUUCCAUUCUUCCAGCAAAGCGGGGAGGGAUUGUACUGUUUCCCUAUCGAUAUCGCUGCUGCAGCAGUGAAUGUGUCCGGAAUUCAAGAUGGCGCGAAUGUUACCAUCCAGGUUCUCUUCAAUGGCGGUGACGGUAAUCUCUACCAGUGUGCAGACUUAACUUUAUCUGCUAACUUGACGGUUCCGCCGGCUAACGCCUCGUCCGGUUGCACGAACGUAUCAUCUUCUACGACUUCUACUAAGAGCAGUGCU